UUCUAAAAUACAUCGUUAUAGCAGCUUUAAUUACAUUUGUGAGUUUACUGUUUGUCCUUUCAGGCUUGCCGUAGGUUAAUAAUCUCGCUCAGGGACGGUCAAAGUUUACCUAAACUGGUGCUGACAGCCUCAGAGCGGCUGACAACUUUUACAUUUCUCCACGAUGACAACACGAAAUAUAACUCGAUUCUGGGAAUGGGGGAGGAAGAUCAUUUGUGUCGGGAGAAACUAUGCAGAUCACGCCAAAGAGCUGAAAAAUGCGAUUCCUACAGAGCCCAUCCUGUUCCUGAAACCACCUUCUGCAUAUGUAAGAGAGGGCUCCUCCAUCCUGGUGCCUCUGUACUCUAGUAACCUACACCAUGAAGUGGAGUUAGGAGUAGUCAUCGGGAAAGGGGGCACGGCCAUCCCUCAGUCCGCCGCUAUGGAGCAUGUUGCAGGCUAUGCUCUGUGCUUGGACAUGACAGCCCGGGAUGUCCAGGACGUGUGUAAAUCCAAGGGUCUGCCGUGGACUCUGGCCAAAGCUUUCAACACUUCCUGCCCCGUCAGCGACUUCAUCCCCAAAGAGCGCAUCCCGGACCCUGGGAACGUGAAACUGUGGCUGAAGGUAAACGACCAGCUGAGGCAGAACGGCUGCACCUCCCAGAUGAUUUUCUCCAUCCCCUAUCUCAUCAGCUACAUCAGCGAGUUCAUCACCCUGGAGGAGGGGGAUCUCAUCUUGACCGGGACCCCUAAAGGAGUGUCUGCUGUGCAGGAGCAUGAUGAGCUGCAGGCUGGGAUCGAGGACGUUGUCACCAUGACCUUCAGAGUGGACAGACAAGAACAGUAGUGAAAUAAAUAUAAAAAUGAAUACUCAUGAAAAGAGAGAGUUGUUUUACUGGAUGGUUGAAUAUAUUUAUUUAUUUUCAAUAUCAGUGUGGAUCAGCAGAUGGCAGUGCUGUGCCAUCAAUUCCAUAUUUCUGAUGCUGCCUUGUUCAGUACACACUUUGGUUACAUUGAUUAAUCUCAUGAAUGUAGCUUACUUAUGAUCUGUUUUACUGUAAAUCAGGGAUAUGAAAAUAAUUCAGCACCCAUUGUCACUGCUGUUUUUUUGAAGAAGUAUUCACAACUUAUUCUAAUAAAAUAUGUAAUAUUA
Messenger RNA from Cottoperca gobio, 1132 nucleotides. RefSeq names its product fumarylacetoacetate hydrolase domain containing 1 (gene fahd1). The record is from RefSeq and is a predicted model, not a curated record. Gene Ontology annotation, cellular component: mitochondrion. The transcript has a single exon. Gene Ontology annotation, molecular function: acetylpyruvate hydrolase activity. NCBI's taxonomy places the organism in Eukaryota, Metazoa, Chordata, Actinopteri, Perciformes, Bovichtidae. Bases 164 to 826 code for a protein of 220 amino acids.